Molecule: messenger RNA, 3437 nt
Organism: Branchiostoma belcheri (Belcher's lancelet)
Lineage: Eukaryota; Metazoa; Chordata; Leptocardii; Amphioxiformes; Branchiostomatidae
Product: protein trapped in endoderm-1-like
Exons: 2
Coding region: 1760-2773 (337 amino acids)
Biological process (GO): G protein-coupled receptor signaling pathway
Cellular component (GO): membrane
Source: RefSeq, a predicted model, not a curated record
CCCGUUAUCGAACGUUAUCGCGGCCCGGGUAUGAUAUAAAGACAUGUAUAUACAAUGUAUGUUAAAUGUAUUACUAUUAGGUGUCAAUAAAUUUCAACUUAUUUAUGAGACAUAAGAGCUACAUUGUGUACUUUCAUCCCCAUGUUACAGACUGUUAAGAACAUUUGCAAUAAAAUAUGUGGCACUGAUAGAUAGUUACCACUGCAUAUCAUGUUACAACAUUCAAUGUUUAUACUUGUAUGUUAUAUUGUAUGUGUAUUGUUGAGGUAAAAACUGUGAGUGCAUGUAUGCUGCUGCUUAUAGAAGAUAAUGUAGGAAGGGAAAGAACUAUUAACAGAAUGCAAUAUGUAUCAAAAUUCCAUUCUAUCAUAUUUCAAGUGAUAAUCUAUGGCCAAAACACAACCAACACAUUAUGUGAACUAAUGUACUUGUAGUCCAGUACUCUGGACCAAAAUAAAGAUUAUUUGUAUGUUUUCUACCCAUUUGCUCUUUUGUACUCUAGACAAAUACAUUGUGAUUGAUUAAAUGUAGAUUCAACUUACAUUGUAUCAUUGACUUUUGAAUUUGAAGUGUUUCUACAACAGGGGCCUAUAAGAUUGUUAUGAUUGAUGUGUUCUUAAGGUCAUCGUGACUUCUCCGUGUAAAAGUACACAAAUUUAUCAUUAUCAUGUAAAUCAGUUUCAAUCUUGCAAAGCUGGUUUGUUCUCAAGGGAACACAGACAAAAACACACUAACUACCACUUCUUUUGUCUUUAAUCUGAGGGCAGCUCCCUGCUUGUGCCGGAAACGGAUCUAGAAAACGUUGAGUAGACAAGUAUGAUGAUCAGAGUUAGCAGAGCUUUCCUCCCCAACACUAUAUAUAUAUAUACCCUGGGUUUCUAAGAAGCUAAACGGGCCUCAGGUGCAUGAUUACGUAGCAAGGAUUGGGCUUGACAUACAUGGUACGUACUGUUGGUGCAUUACAAUGAAAGGUUGCCAGGGAAGUGUCACUAUGCGGUGUCUAGUCCACAGAUUCAUUUCCUGUGGAAGAGCAUGUUUUGAUCAUCCAGUCACCUGUUACAUUUUGCAGUAGGAUUACUCCAUUGCAAGUAAUCCUUAAAGCAAAUCGGCCGUGACGCCAUACUGACGUCAACAAGGAUUCUGGAUCGGAAAGACAAUUUGGCUAAGACAGGAUUAUUCCUCAUGACUAAUGUAGGGUUCUCGGCAGUAACCCAGCCAUUCUGUUCACCUCUCAACGUGCCUGAGACAAUCAAAUUCUGCCCAGCCCAACUGCCUUUGCAGAGAGAAUUCUAGUCUUUGUAUUCACCAAGGCAUUAUGGAAAUGGAUCACUACAUUGCAGCCAGGGGAUAAAUCCAGCACUGUCAGCACUGAAUGCCAGCUUAUCGUGCAGUGUAAGCCUUUGAGCUGGCAGCAUAAGGAAAACCACAGUAUCAAGUUGAUCAACAGUUGCUGUCAUUCAGAGUCUGAGCUGAAGAAUUACAGCAAUUACAUGACAGCAACCAUCAUACAAGGUAUGGCGUCUGCAGUGGUCUCCAACAUGUCAACAGACAAUGGCACAGUUACAGUCCCUCCUGCCUCUAUGCCUGCAGUGUUUGGGCCAGUGGGAACUGCCACGGCCAUCCUUUUCAUGUUCUUUGGAGUUUUUGGAAACAUCGUAACCAUCAUAGUCUCCUGGAAACUGAACAAGCAAAAAAGCAGUGGACUCAUGCACUUGUCAUCAGCGUAGCUGCUGUAGACUUAGCAUUCAGCCUGAUUGAGAUGCCCCUGAAUAUUGAUAGGUACAUUAACAACCUUGCUAGGAACACUGUGCUGUGUCAAAUCCAUGCUUAUAUCCCAGGUACUCUUGUUGCCAUACAGGUAACUCACAAUACAUACAUUAUCUUCCUGAAGUACCUGAUUGUAGUUCACAACGUCAAGAACUUUCCGGAAGGAAAGACAAACCUCUUAGUGAUUGUGCUCCUCUGGGUACUGCCUGCCCUGUUUGCCCUCUUCACUGUGUACUGUCUUGGCAACAGUGACCAUUUUCCACAGACUCUCCAAUGUACCAUUUUGAACUGCCGCAAUUCAAAAGUAGGGGUCGUGGCUCUAGUCUUAGUGUUAGUUAUUACCACUUACAGCCAAGGUAGAAUUUUUUGGUAUGUGAAGAAGAGUCAUAACAACAUAAAAGACGUCAUGAUCACUACAGCUGUCAACAUUAACAGGAUUCAUGAACAGAAGGAAGCAAGACUAGCUAAAACAUUCACCAUCUCUUCCAUGGCCCUUUUGUUAGUGUACACACCAAUGACUGUCCUCAAGGCCGUGGACAAAGAAGUGAAACAACCAUAUGAGCUGUACUUCUUUUGUUGGGUGUUGAUUUGGACAGCAGCAUUUCUGAACCCAGCAGUGUAUCUUCUGACAAAUAAGCAGUUCAGAACAGCUUGCUGGAAGUUGUUUGUGAAACAGACUCAAGUACAAGCAAAGAUGACACAAAGGCAACCAAUGGAGGCAGGGGUGCAACCAAUGGAGGCAGGGGUGCAACCAAUGGAGGCACAGGAGAAUCUGAUGGAGACAAGAAUGCAAGAGGAAAAGGGGAAACCAAUGGAAGAAAAGGGACAACCAAUGGAGGAAAAGAAGCAACUGAGACAAGAACAGGGCCAAACUUCACAUUGCCAAUGUCAAGCUGAACUAACCUCACCUUCACAUCAUUUCUCAAAUGUCUCAAAAUCUCUAAACAUUCCGGUGUUAAGCACACACGUUUCCAUGCACAGUGUGUCUUCAGGAGUUAAUGAUUAACCAAUCAGUUGGAUCCAUCAGUUAACCUGCUUGUAUGCUAUUCAUGGCCAGACUUUAGUUAGCCUUUUAUUCCUAUUUAUUCCUACUUUUGUCAGGCUCUGAGUUGUAUGUUACUUAUACUGUACAUAUCAAUGGAAACAAAUGUAAAUUCAUCUGUAUAAUAAUGUAACGUUACAUGCAUCUGAGGCAAGAGCAGGUUUCACUUUGUAUGUUUGAGAUACCAAUAAGGUACACGUACAUUAUCAAUAACCUUAUCUGUAAAGUAAGUUAGCUGUGACCUGGCCAUGGCCAUGACAUUGUAACCUCCAGGACACUGCCAUAUCUCACGGGACACAAAGAUGCCUAGGCUUACAUAUAGACUCCAUUUACAUUGGGCUUAGCAGCACAUGUAAGCUGUUAAGAGGAUUAUAAAGAGGAUUUUGCUUACAAAACAUGUUUCUUAGGGAAACUGAGGAACUAUGACUCACUAUCCAGUUUAUCGUCUGCUAAGAUAUAAUCUGCUGACAGGUGAUUGGUGGUUGUAACUGACAAGCAACUGGAAGACAACCGCAUUUAAUUAAGGGUUUUUGAGUUUAAAUUAUCAAUGCUUAAUGUCUGUGACAUAUUGGUCUAUAAGUGUUAUACACUUGAGAAUGUUUAAUAUGUGAUUUAGUGUUUGAAAGUA